Molecule: messenger RNA, 2462 nt
Organism: Morone saxatilis (striped sea-bass)
Lineage: Eukaryota; Metazoa; Chordata; Actinopteri; Moronidae
Product: G-protein coupled receptor family C group 5 member D
Exons: 4
Coding region: 350-1648 (432 amino acids)
Biological process (GO): G protein-coupled receptor signaling pathway; visual perception
Cellular component (GO): plasma membrane; intracellular membrane-bounded organelle; extracellular exosome
Molecular function (GO): protein kinase activator activity; G protein-coupled receptor activity; sevenless binding
Source: RefSeq, a predicted model, not a curated record
UACAAGUCGGGGUGCAGGUUUCUCUGCUCUUGCCCAACCCUGUUGAUGCAAGGUGACAACAAUCCUCUCUCCCAGUGGCUUCAGACCUCCAUCGCGUCCCACUCUUCCUCAUCUUAUCCUCUUACCCUGGCCACGCAGAGAUAUGGCAUCAGGAUAGGAAGUGCCUGGCUUCAUACUAAACUGCCCGCCGAAGCUCCAAAUAUACACUUUAUUUUUUUUGCAACUUCAAACUUCAAGACUUUUGGAGUGGGAUUUAAAGGUGUAAUCAGUUUAGACUCUCAUCCUGCAGGAUAAAAAGAGAACAGAGCUUCUAUAUUAAAGGGCACUUAAAAGGGGGGACUGAUUCCCCAUGCGGAUGACUAAAAUGAAUAUGGCCUUUUCACCCGAGAAGCACAAAUCCCUUUUCCCUCUCCUUCUCCUCUUCUACGUCCCUCUCAGCUGUCUGUGCCAGACAACCAACAACAGCUCAGUCAAUAUCACAACCAACGCUCCAACCACUUCCUCUCCUUCCUCAAAUGUUACUUCCUUGAAAGGUGUGCCAGGCUGCGGCCAAGGACUGAACCCCAUCUAUAGGUACCUGUGUGACCGUCGGGCAGCUUGGGGUAUUGUACUGGAGACGCUGGCCUCUUCAGGGUUCCUGUUCAGUAUGGUUCUCUUCUUGGGCCUACUGUUCUGGUCCCUGUGGAUCUGUGUUACAUCAAGGCAGAAUCGCAUCGGCAUCGGAGGCACAGUGGCCAACAUGUCCAUGUUCCUGUUGGCCACAGCUGGGAUCUUCGCCAUCACCUUCUCAUUCAUCAUCCAACUCACCCCUCAGACCUGCCCCACCAGGAUCUUCCUCUUCGCUGUGCUCUUCUCCCUGGCUUUCUCCUGCCUGCUGGCUCGCUGCCUUGCUCUGCUGGGCUUCGCAGCGACCCGAGGCUGGGGCGAGCCUGCUGUGGCCCUGGGGCUCUUCAUCGUGCAGGUUAUCAUCUCUACCCAGUUUCUGAUCCUCGUGCUGGUCCGGGAAAAGAAACCUUGCGAGUAUAGCCAGGAGGAAUUUGUCAUGCUGCAGAUCUACGUGAUGUGCCUCCUGGCUAUCAGCUUGAUCCUGUCCCUGCACUUCCUGUGCCGCUCCUGCUUCACAUACAGCUACAGCUACACAGGGGCCACCCACCAGCAGGGGAGGUCACAGGCCAUACUGCUCUGCCUCACGCUGCUGCUUUCCGCCUGCAUCUGGGUGGUGUGGAUCGCCAUGCUCACCAGGGGAAACCCUGAGUUGGGCCGUCGGCCGCAAUGGGACGACCCGGUGCUUAGCAUCGCCUUGGUGGCAAAUGGCUGGGUGUUACUGAUGGGGCAUGGGUUGUCACAGGUCGCCAUCCUCUGCAGGGGGGAGGCCAGGUCCAAGGAUAUCCCUCUGAGCUUCGCAGGCUGGACCAGCCCCAGUGCUGAUAUCCCAGGACUGAACAGCCCAAAGGAAGGGAAAGAAAACGGAAGCUAUGAGAGUGAUGGUGAAAACAGGAGAGGCAGGAGAACUGAGGCAUCGCUGCGAUCGCCCUACGAGUCUGAAUUCUCCAUGACAGAAAUCGACCCUGACAAAGACUUCACCAUCCCUCGCCCUCAGACCACCAACUACAGGGAACCUUAUGAUGAAUAUUACGGACAUGACUAAAAUCACACUCACAUUCAUGUCUGGUUCACACAAACUCACACACACACAGGCACAUAAACUGAUACAUAUCAAAACCAAAGUUGAACUCAUGCACUAAUCUGUACUUAAAGCACUUGGCACAAAAAUGUAUUUUUCUACGUUUCAUUUUCGUGUAUUCGUUCACUGUUGUAAGAAAUGUUACUUCAGAUCUGCCACGAGGAUGUAAAAUCCUCAAAAAGAAGAAAGAAAGAAAAAAAGACUCAGUAGUAUGACUCAUCUGCUUGAGUUUCAUCAUCGAAGCUGGAUGGGUCCAAAUAGUCCAGCUUUCUUCUGGUGGGAAAUCCACUUCACAAAUGCUGAGUGAAAGUGAGUCUCUCUGAUGGUGUGUGUGUGUGUUCACAUUGUGUGCUACUCUGAGAUGGUAUACAAUAGCCCUGAGGUGAUAGAAGAGGCGUGAAACUGUCACUCAUAAGGUGCCAAACUGCUGAGCAGAGCAGAGGCAUCUGUGAACGCUAGAGAGGAUGCAUAAAAGGAGAAGGAAUGAGAGAGGAGAGGAAGGGAAGAUGAGAUGAGAUGAGACAAGACAGGAGGAGGAUAGGACAGGAGACCUGUCAGCACUGUGGGAGGCUUGUGCCAUCACUGAUUAACAUCUUCAUAUUCAAAAGUUACAUUACAGUUGCCGGGUUCUGUCGGUGCUGCUGCGCCCAAAACAAGGGAUGUGUGUAUGUUAAAAGAUAUGAGGUAUACAAGGUACGCCUCUGUCCAGCAACACAUAUUCUAAUGAUUUUCUACAUGUUUGUGACAAGUGUUAUCAAUAAAAGGUUUGUCUAUAAAA